Molecule: messenger RNA, 1056 nt
Organism: Medicago truncatula (barrel medic)
Lineage: Eukaryota; Viridiplantae; Streptophyta; Magnoliopsida; Fabales; Fabaceae
Product: glucan endo-1,3-beta-glucosidase
Exons: 1
Biological process (GO): carbohydrate metabolic process
Molecular function (GO): hydrolase activity, hydrolyzing O-glycosyl compounds
Source: RefSeq, a predicted model, not a curated record
AUAAUCCAUUUUUUUUGGUUUGUUUUGAAUUAUACAGGCAUUGGUGUCAACUUUGGGAGGAAUGGUGACAAUCUUCCAUCCCCUCAAAAUGUUGUAGGCCUUUACAACAAAUGUGGCAUUAAGCUUCUAAGACUUUUUGAGCCAAGUCCUGAUAUAUUAGAAGCAUUAAAAGGUUCUAACAUACAAGUGAGUCUUGGAGUAAGAAAUCAAGAUUUGCAAAGCUUAGCAUCAACCAAAGAGGCUGCUAGCCAAUGGGUCAAUACUAAUGUUGCACCUUACAAAGGUGGUGUAAAUUUCCAAUGGAUUGUAUUGGGAAAUGAGAUUAUUCCAGGUGCUCAAGCAAGUUUUGUUACUCAAGCCAUGCAAAAGAUUAAAGAUGCAUUAACUUCCAUUGGCUUAACUGAUAUUAAAGUGACCACAUCAUUUUAUAUGCAAGGACUUGCAUCGUCUUACCCUCCAUCUGCAGGUGCAUUUACUAAUGAUGUGGUGAAUGUUAUGAAAGAUGUUACUGCUUAUCUACAUCAAACUGGAGCACCCCUUAUGGUUAAUGUGUACCCUUACUUUGCUUAUGCAUCAAAUCCAAAAGAUAUUAAGUUAGAAUAUGCCACAUUUCAAGCCGUAGCUCCUGUAGUGGACGGUGAAUUGAGUUAUACUAACCUUUUCGAUGCAAUGGUUGAUUCAAUUUAUGCAGCAUUGGAAAAAAUAGAUGCAAAAAAUGUUUCUCUAAUUAUUGGAGAAACUGGUUGGCCUGCUGCAGGGAAUGACCCUUACACAAGUAAAGAAAAUGCUAAGACAUAUAACACAAACUUGAUUCAACAUUUGCAGAGUGGUAAAGGCACACCAAGAAGACCAAACCAAGCUAUAGAUGCGUUUAUAUUUGCGAUGUUCGAUGAGGACCAGAAGGCAGCUGGAGUGGAGCAGAAUUGGGGACUCUUUUAUCAUGACUUGACUCCUGUUUAUCCUCUUCUAAGUUGUUGAUUUGUAACAUUGAAUAAAUCAAAUUGUAUAAAUAUGAUAUAAAUGUUUGUCAUUCAUUCAUAAACAAUGCGAAAAAAC